CUACUGUCUAUAAAGCGAGGGAUAAGAACACCAACCAAAUCGUGGCUAUUAAAAAGAUUAAACUGGGACAUAGGUCAGAAGCUAAAGAUGGAAUCAGAACAGCCCUUAGGGAGAUAAAAUUAUUACAGGAACUAAGCCAUCCGAAUAUUAUUGGUCUUCUAGAUGCAUUUGGUCACAAGUCCAAUAUUAGUUUGGUGUUUGAUUUUAUGGAAACGGAUCUAGAGGUAAUUAUAAAGGAUACUGGUAUUGUGUUGACACAGUCUCACAUCAAGGCCUAUAUGUUGAUGACUCUUCAGGGAUUAGAAUAUUUACAUCAGCACUGGAUUCUACACAGGGAUCUUAAACCAAAUAAUUUGUUGUUGGACGAAAAUGGGGUUUUGAAAUUGGCUGACUUCGGCUUGGCAAAAUCUUUUGGAAGCCCAAACAGAGUUUAUACACACCAGGUAGUAACAAGGUGGUACCGAUCCCCAGAACUAUUGUUUGGUGCUAGAAUGUAUGGUGUUGGUGUUGAUAUGUGGGCUGUUGGUUGUAUUUUAGCUGAAUUGCUCCUCAGGGUUCCUUUUUUGCCUGGAGACUCUGAUCUUGACCAGCUGACAAGGAUAUUUGAAACACUGGGCACUCCAACAGAAGAACAGUGGCCU
This is a messenger RNA of Leptosomus discolor (cuckoo roller), 641 nucleotides long. The record is from RefSeq and is a predicted model, not a curated record. Lineage: Eukaryota; Metazoa; Chordata; Aves; Leptosomiformes; Leptosomidae.